Molecule: messenger RNA, 1218 nt
Organism: Diversispora eburnea
Lineage: Eukaryota; Fungi; Glomeromycota; Glomeromycetes; Diversisporales; Diversisporaceae
Source: the annotation of a GenBank genome assembly
AUGUCUACGAAAGGUUUGUCAGUAGAUCAAAAAUAUGAAUUAAUAACGAGAAAUCUUCAGGAAGUGUUGGGCGGGGAAGAAAUCUUGAAAAUAUUGAAGGAGAGAGAUUUAAAACUCUAUUGGGGUACAGCACCUACUGGAAAACCUCAUAUUGGUUACUUUGUUCCGAUGUCAAAAAUUGCUGACUUUUUAUCUGCAGGUGUUGAGGUAACAAUUCUUUUAGCCGAUAUCCAUGCCUUCCUUGAUAAUAUGAAAGCACCUCUUGAUGUUGUAAAAUUCCGAACUAAAUACUACGAAGAACUUAUUAAAGCCACACUUAUAUCAAUUGGAGUUCCUAUCGAAAAACUUAAAUUUGUUGUCGGUUCUACUUAUCAAUUAACAGAGAAAUAUAGCUUGGAUAAUUUUAAAUUAUGUGCAAUGGUGACUGAACACGAUGCCAAAAAGGCAGGUGCGGAAGUAGUUAAACAGGUUGAAUCGGCCUUGCUAUCAGGAUUGUUAUAUCCAGGACUUCAAGCGUUGGAUGAAGAAUAUUUGGAAGUAGAUGCACAAUUUGGAGGAGUUGAUCAAAGGAAAAUAUUUGUUUUCGCUGAAAAAUAUUUACCACACCUUGGUUAUAAGAAACGCGCUCAUUUAAUGAAUCCUAUGGUUCCUGGUUUGACAGGUUCCAAAAUGUCAUCAUCUGAUCCUGAUUCAAAGAUUGAUCUUCUUGACGAUAGACCUGCCGUAAAACGUAAAUUGAAAAAAGCUUUUUGUGAGGAAGGAAAUGUGGAAGAUAAUGGUGUCUUGGCAUUUGUAAAAUCAGUUUUGUUUCCCCUUGGAUCACUAAAUGGUCAAACACCUAAAUUCAUUAUUAGUCGUCCUGAAAAAUAUGGUGGACAAGUUAUUUAUAAUGAUUAUCAAACAUUAGAAAAUGAUUUUCGUGAUAAAAAGGUUCAUCCCGGAGAUUUAAAAUCUGCGGUAGCUGAAGCCAUUAAUAAAUUAUUAGAUCCUAUUAGAGAAAAAUGGGCAAAUAAUCCUGAACUUUCAAAAUUAACGACUCAAGCUUAUCCUGUACCUAAAAGUGAAAAUGUACCAGUAAAAAAGAAAGAGUCUAAAAAACAUAAUAAAAUACCAUUGGAGAAAAAAUUGGCAAAUCAAGAUUUAGUCGAAGCAAAAAAAGAAAAGAUGGAUAAAAUAACUACUAUUCCAGUUAACCAAGUCAAGGAUGAAAAGAUGUAA